This is a messenger RNA of Cladocopium goreaui, 3812 nucleotides long. Lineage: Eukaryota; Dinophyceae; Suessiales; Symbiodiniaceae. The record is from the annotation of a GenBank genome assembly.
GCUGUGUCCUUCCAUUACACAUCAGGGUUUUUCAGCCCUGGUGGCCCUGGUGUGGUGAGUUUCCAUUUCCAUAUGCCAUGGGGGCCAUGGAGAGAGUGGCAAUCGUGGUCUUUCUUGCAGCACAGACUGCAUCCUUCCGCCCUGCUGUGGACAAUGAGGCGCAGCCAGCACCAGAUGCUCUGAAUGCUUCGGAGGCUUCGGACUGUGACGUUGAGAACCUGGACACCUUCGACCCGGAGACGCUCCGGGAGCAGGGCAUCUUCUGCUCCAUCUGCGGAAAGACGCCGCUGGAAGUGACCGUCGCCCGUGGCUGGAGCGACAGCGUGGAGGCCUUGUUCCAGGCUCCCGAGCUGGCCAACGGCAUGGCCGCUCUCCGGCUGCGGCUGCAGGUGGUGGCGAGGCAUUUGCCCCAUUGGCCCAAGGACAAAGACAAGGUGUCGGAUGAGGAGAGACAUGGGCACCUUGAGAAGCGGAAAGUGGUGACUUCGGUAAAUCCAGAUGGUCUGGAUGUCUUGCGACGUGUGGUGCCACCAGAGUUGCGACCCAAGGAUCAGCAGAUCAUUGGGGAUAUGCCAUACAAUUGGCUCACUUUCUACCAGAUCAAAGUGAUGUGUUUGAAUGCACAGAACAAGAACAGCACAUCCCAACGUGCUAUGGAAGUGCUCUUGGCAUCACAGGGCUUCGACUCAUUUGCACGAAACUUUUCCUUGAAUGUCAUUUUACUUUCCUUGAUCUUCUUCUCUUUUGGUGUGAUGGUCUAUGUCUCCUUCCGUCUGCGGGCCUUUGGCUGGCUGGAGGUUCCAGUCUCCCUGGCCGAAUUGGUGCCAGGUGCCUUUCCACCCGAGCGCUUGGCAGAUGCUGAAUUUGAUCCCAGCCGACAGAAGAAGCAGUUGCCGUACCGAAAAGUCCCGGCGAAUUUCAGCCGAAGUCGACCAGGCUUUUGGGAAGUCAUCAGCCAUGGUUUCCAGGUCCUCUUUGGGAUUUACACCUCUUGGCUACUUCUUUGCAUCCGGAUUCCACCUGAGAAGGAUGCUUUCGAUGAAGAGUACAUGACAGAUGAUGAUGAGGAAUGUCGCUUAAAGGUUAGAGAUGUCUGUGCCAUGAGAGCCAAGAAUGUGGGUUCCAUAGAGGUGAUCGUCAGAGCGUUAUCUCUUUGUGGCUUACACUACUGGCUGAUCUGUGCUGGUCGCUACAGUGAUCUUUUCUUCCUGGAUUUCCUCUACAUUACCUAUGCCUGGUUGGUCUGCACAGUUGCAUCCUCUGUGCCGGAAACUGUCGAGGUGGAUGCGGAAGUCACGGAUUUCUCAAGUGACGACCCAGCCACCACGGUGACGGCGGUCUUCGGGGUCCAACAUGGACCGCGCUGGCUGCGCGCCCAGUGCACCACCCGCAGCACGGCGGCGCCCAACAAGGUGAAGCGACGGCUGCGAAGGCGGCGGGAUCAGAGUUCGGGCAACGAAGGCAGAAAGGAGGGGAAGGAGGGGAAGGAGGGAAGAACUGAGAAGGAAGAUACUAAGGAUCACAAGGAUGACAAGGAUGACAAGGAUGAUAAAGAUGAAAGGGAAAAAGAGGAGAAAGAAGAGAAAGAAGAGAAAGAGGAAAAAGAGGAAAAAGAGGAAAAAGAGGAAAAAGAGGAAAAGGACCAGGACAGAAAAGAGGAAGUAAAAGAAGACACUCUGCCCAAAGGAGCUGAAGCAAGCGAGAAAAUGGCAGAUGGUCCAAUUUUUCAAGGCCCAGAGAAAGAGGAACCCAGGGGUUUAAAUGUUGAAAGUCACAGCUCCCACAGCUUCAGUGAUCGAUUUCAACGUCUUCUUUUGAAUGCCGGAAUUAUGCACAUCAACCAUUCGUCUCUGCUGGAGCUCACCGUGGUGAGUAUGUGUAGCUGCUUCUUGGCGGUGGUUUUCUUGCUGCAUUUGAGAUGGACAGCCACUGGGAGCUUCAAUCGCUUUUAUGACACCGAAGCCUCGAAUCUGAUCCAAACCUAUGGCUUGCCCGAAUCCUUUGACCGUGCCUUGGCCCUUGCGGCUGAGAUGUUGGUCAUGUGGCUCAGCUUUGAACGCUUGUAUGACAUGAGCACCUUGCUGCAUGCCGCCACACUGACCUUCAAACAAAGGAAUGCAGCCUUGCGUUUCCUCCGGGAGCAUCAGCCACCCUGGACUUUCGCAGGUAGAGAUGCCGUGACCUUGCAACAAGCUAAGGACUAUUGUGAAGAGGUGGUCAGAUGUAGUGAGUUCGCCUUGGAAUUGUCAGAUGCUCGGUGGCGGAUCUUACAAAAACCCGUGGAAUUCGUGGUGUCGCUGGUUGAGGCCUUGCUGGUGGCUGCAUUCUUGAUGAUCCUAGUUCCAAUGCUUCUGCCGUUUCUGCCGAACCUUCAGAUUCCCGGGGUUCCCGCUUUGAAGCACGGAUCGAUUUCUGCCUUGGGAUUCUGGGCUUUCUUGGACCCAGUCGUCCCAUUGACCCUUGCCCUUGUCUUGGUUUCUCCCACGGUUCACACGCUACUUCAGGCCCACUUUGCCAACGGUGAAAUCCAACGGCAGCAAAGCAUCCUGAGAAGCCGGGCAGAAUUGGCAUUGUCCAGGAGCCCAUUGAAACAGGAAGAGGAUGUGGAAUACGUUCAGCUUCGAAAUUCCUCACGAAAAGCAUUUGGCAAAGCCCUUCUGAAGUGGAGUCACGACCGAGUACUGGGAGUGGUGGAGCCAAUUAUGGUCCUCUACUCUGCCUUGCCAAACAAGCGAGCCAGCCGUAGCCGCAGUCGCGAGCGGCGACGCAAGCGGCGACAGACACCAUCACCGUCUUCAUCUUUGAGAUCCAGUACCCCAGAGGCCCUGCGUUCCGGCUCGGAAACGUCGGACAAGUCGGAACAGUCGAAGUCCGAGAAGGCCUUUGGUCCACAAAAACCGCAGUCUUAUGGCCCCAUGCCUGGUCCUCCAGAGCCUAGUCCAGAAGAUCGGGGUGGACCUCGCACGAAGCUGGCCCAACCUGGACCGUUCCUCAACACCUGGACAUCUGAUGAGAAGGAAAGGCAGCGACAAGCUCAAGAUCGAGCGAGAUUGCUCUGGUUGGGUGAAAAAGUGCCAGCGGAGGAAAACCCGAAGGGCAAAGGCAAAGGCAAACGCCCCGACAUGGAGAAGGAUCCACCUUUGGCGCCCAAACCUGAUGCGACAAGGCGUCCGGAGGAAGGUUAUCCACCGCAGGCGCGAGAGACGCAGCCGAAAGGCGCCAGCAAGUCCAUUGAUGGUCUGCUUGACGAGAUGGAAGACGAUGAUGGUGGGCCUCUAGUUCCAUGUCCUGACUGUCAUCGCAGCUUCAAAGCAGAGAGCUUGGAGAAGCACAAGAAGAUCUGUAAGCAGGUCUUUCAAAACAAGCGCAAGCAGUUCAACAGCGCAGCCAAUCGUCUGGGGGAGUUUGACAAUGCACAGGAGCUCAUCGCGAACGCCACCAAGAGUGAGAAACAGCGCGAAAAGGAGAACCAUUCAGAGAAGCCCUCGACGAAGAAGGAGAAAGGUUCUGUCCCGAAGUGGAAAGCACAGUCCUUAGCCUUUCGCCAGGCGAUUCUCGCUGCCAAGGGAGCCUCGGGGGAUUCGGAAGCGGCCAAGAAGGCCGCUGAAAUACAAAAGGAGUUGAAUGCUGCCAACUUGGCCUCUGGAGGAAACGUCAUGGAAUCUGACAUGGUGAAAUGUCCCCACUGUGGCCGGACCUUCAACGAGGAGGCAGGGCAGCGUCACAUCGCCAUUUGCCUAAGAACCUUUGGUGGUAAAGGCCGCCCAAAGGCGGGCGCAGCGAAGCGACAUGUCAUGGGAACAAUUUUUUGA